AUGACACCAGUCAUGGUCGGAAAAUCUCAAACAGUCACAGAUGAAACACUGAAAAGUGUUGUUGAAUCUUGUGAAAACAAAAGAAUUACAGAAGAAAAUAUACUUUUAAAAAAGGAAACUGAGAAUUUGUCGUGGCGUUUAAAUAAAAUUGAACAAAAAACAUUAGAGUGUCAGAUAGAAAUUGUAGGCGUACCUGAGUCUAAAAAUGAAAUUUGUACCAACACUACUCAAACUAUUUUAAACAAACUGGGCACUGAUGUUACGGCACAAAAAGUUUUUCGACUUCAAUCAAAAUUUCUGAAUAAACCCAGAAUUUUAUCUGUGUGUUUCAACACGGUGAAUGAUAAAUCUAAAGUUAUGGAACUAGCGAAAAAACAUAAACUAGUUGCAAAGGACCUGGACCCAACUUGGAACGAAUCUGCUGUAUAUUUCAACGAAAAAAUGACCUAUACAUACAGAAAUCUAUUUUUCAAAGCGAGAACUUCAGCUAAGCAGGUCGGUUACAAAUACAUUUGGUUCAAAAACAACAUAAUUUUCGCUAAAAAAAAUGACACUUCAAAGCCAAUAAUUAUUGAUGAUGAAUUAUCUAUAUCUAGAAUGGUAUAA
This is a messenger RNA of Myzus persicae (green peach aphid), 606 nucleotides long. RefSeq lists its product as uncharacterized. The coding region runs from base 1 to 606 and encodes 201 amino acids. The record is from RefSeq and is a predicted model, not a curated record. The transcript has 2 exons. NCBI's taxonomy places the organism in Eukaryota, Metazoa, Arthropoda, Insecta, Hemiptera, Aphididae.